UUUGCCUCCACACCACGAUGCACGCUCAGCAUGCUCAGGAGUCUUUCUUGACAUGAAGUGUGCACAUGCACGUCGCAACCAUAGUUCUGGUACCUGCAUACAAAGCGCCCUAAAGUUGCUGCUGUACAAUUGCUGUGGCUGUACCUGGAGGAGCUACCGAAACUCUAUUUGUCUAGGGUUGCCUCAAACUGCAGGAGCACGCGAAUGGCCCUAGCAUUGGGGUGCCGGCGUCUGGGGUACGCUGAUUGGAUAUCCGAAGUGUGUUGUCUGGCAUCAACGCUGAUGGUGCGAAGGCGACCCUUCUCGAAAGACCCUCCUCGGGCCCCCGCAGUCUGACAGUUCUGUAGCAACCUCACUUUGCGAAUGAAGACAUGAACGAAGACCAAUGGGCCUCAUUCACCAUGUUGCGCGUCAGGAUCAUGGCAACCAGGAGUUUCCACCAAGCUUCCUUGCGCAAUCACGCCAACCGCAGAUGAUCAUUGGCAACAUCGUUGUCCAGGCUGUCGGUUCCUUGUUCUUCUUUGCGAGAGCGUAUUCUCGGGUCGCCAUCAUCAAAGCGUGGAGGGGAGAAGACUACAUUCUUAUGUUAGCUUGGGUAUUUUGUACCGGCUACAGCGUCUGCCAAUACGGUCAGAUCGACAACGGUGCUGGACGUCAUGCCAUUGCAACAUCCAUGGAAAAUCCUCAGGCCCCCAUCACAUCCCAGAAGUACGCGUACGCGGCCCAAAUCAUCCUCCUUCCGGCACUUGCAUUGUCAAAGCUUAGCAUAUGCCUUACAUAUCUUCGCAUCUUCUACACGGACAAACGUGGACGCUAUAUGAUACAGGCACUGAUGGUCCUCCUUUUCCUUCUAAUCGUACCAUUCAUGUUCGAAGUCGCAUUUCAGUGUCGACCGAUUCAUGUCUACUGGACCGAAGGACGUCCGGCCGCCAAGUGCCUCCAAGACCUACCAGGCUUUCUCCUUAGCGGAAGCCUCAACAUAGUCGUCGAUGUUGCGCUCAUGGCCAUCGUACUACCUCGUGUCCUCGAACUGCAGUUGCAUCAACGACAGAAAUGGGCUUUGACUGGCAUCGUGCUUCUCGGUUCGCUUGCUGUCGUUGCUGGCAUAGUACGUAUGGUGCGGGUCAGCGGCUCUAUAACGAUGCCGAACUUCGAACCAAGCUGGGACUCAUACGAUGUGUCGAUUUGGACGUCGACAGAGAUUUAUGUCAGCCUGUUGUGUGCUUCCGCACCGGGAGUAAAGCCUGCCGUUGUCAAGAUCUUACCUAAAUUGCUGGGUUCAUCUUUCUCACGAAGUCGUACGCAAACAGCCGGACGAACAAGUACUGGAAUUGAACUCGGUCUUAGGUCCAAAUGGAAGAGGACGACCAUCGGCAGUACACGGAUAAACAACAGACGACUGAGCGAAACAGGACUGACAACAGCUGAUGGACCCUACACAGAAGUGGGAAGCGGCGUAAGCGCGCGUAGUCUGAGUAGAAAGAGCGAGGACCGACCAACAACGGCGACUAGCGAGGGUAAAAGCAGUCAUGGUGGCCAUAUCUACAAGACGAGCGAGAUCUCGAUACAGACUCAUGCGAUAUAGGA
Macroventuria anomochaeta is the source of this 1587-nucleotide messenger RNA. RefSeq lists its product as uncharacterized. Bases 386 to 1585 code for a protein of 399 amino acids. The record is from RefSeq and is a predicted model, not a curated record. Lineage: Eukaryota; Fungi; Ascomycota; Dothideomycetes; Pleosporales; Didymellaceae. The transcript is spliced from 3 exons.